Molecule: messenger RNA, 915 nt
Organism: Cyphellophora attinorum
Lineage: Eukaryota; Fungi; Ascomycota; Eurotiomycetes; Chaetothyriales; Cyphellophoraceae
Product: Peptidoglycan deacetylase
Exons: 4
Coding region: 1-915 (304 amino acids)
Biological process (GO): carbohydrate metabolic process
Molecular function (GO): hydrolase activity, acting on carbon-nitrogen (but not peptide) bonds
Source: RefSeq, a predicted model, not a curated record
AUGUCGAAGAAGCACGUCCUUUGCGGGUAUGGGAUCGACGUUGACGCCGUGUCAAACUGGCUGAACACUCAAGAUGGAAAAUUGGUGGACGUCACCAACGUCUCGCGGGGCGUGUUCGGCGCGACUGUUGGGACAGAUCGCUUACUGAAGAUGCUUGACAAAUACAACAUCAAAGCCAGCUGGUAUAUCCCAGCACAUACCCUGGAGUCUUUUCCAAAGAACAUGGCAAAAAUUCGAGAUGCUGGUCAUGAGAUCGGACUUCAUGGUUAUACCCAUGAAUAUAUGAGCCUGCUCACACCUCGGCAAGAGCGUGAUGUGCUACAGAAGUCUAUCGAUGUGCUCACAGCAUUUACGGGCAAGAAGCCAAAGGGCUUCACUGCACCAGCUUGGACGCCAAGUAGAGAGACGAUCUCCCUCCUGGAGGAGGCUGGAAUUGAGUACGACCACAGCAUGAUGCAUCACGAUGCACAGAUGUACUACGCACCUUACGCCCCCGAGUCAAUCGCUGAGACAAACUACAAGGCUGCUGAAGCCUCGGACUGGAUGAAGCCGAUGUCUAUACUGCGUCCUAGCUCUAUCGUCGAGGUGCCUGCUUCGUGGCACCUCGAUGACUGGCCGGCAUUCCAGCCAAAGCCCGCCCUGGGAUCAGCAGGUUUCAUUGACCCUCAUCAUGUCGAGAGGUUUUGGAAGGAGCACUUCUCAUACUGCUACGACAACUUCGAUACAUUUGUGUUUCCGAUAUCGAUCCAUCCGCAAGUCAGCGGAAAGCCGCAGAUAUUGAUGAUGCACCAGCGCCUGAUCGAGUGGAUCAACGGCCACGAAGGCGUCGAGUGGUGUACUUUUGGCGACAUGGCGAACAGAUUCCGGCAGGGAGACUUUCCAGGAGUGACUGUCGAAGGGGGCGCUGAGGGAUAG